CGCAAGAAUCUCCUUCAAUGUCGACCUCAGUAGCCGCCCCAGCGCAGCACAAGCAGCCGUCGAGGAAGGGGAAGAAGGCCUGGCGCAAAAAUGUCGACGUCACCGAAGUGCACGAGGGGCUGCAGGAAGUGCGCAAUCAGAUGAUCCAAGGCGGCGUCAUUGCAGAGAAAGACUCCGACGAGCUCUUCGCAGUUGACACUACGGGCUCCAAGGACAUCCGCACAGAGUACCGCAGAGGGCACAAGCCACUCAAGUCCGACGAGAUCCUCGCCCAACGCUCCGCUGUCCCCGCCGUCUCGUCCCGCAAACGCCUCUCAGACUUCUCCGAGCCCAAGUGCAAGAAGCCACGCAUCUCCGGCAAGCAAUUCGACAAACUGCGCUCCAUUGCCUAUGGCGGCAACCAGGUCCUGAAAGACGUCGUGCAGACCGGCCAUGUCGCAGAUCAUGAUCCCUGGGCCGCCGCGCAAGACGUAACGCAGGACCCGAAGUUCUCCUUCUUGGAAGAGAAGAAGGUGACGAGGGAGCCCGUCACCCUGAAACGUGCUCCUGUCUCGUUGGCAAAAGAUGGCAAGCCCAUUCCGGCGGUCACGAAGCCAGAGGCUGGAAAGAGCUACAACCCUACUCUCGAGGAUUGGGCCGAUCUCCUUGAGCGCGAGGGAGAAAAAGAGGUGGAAGCAGAAAGGAAGAGGCUGCAGGAAGCACGGGAGGAUGAGGAGCGGUUAGAGAGGGCAUUGGCUGUCCAAUCUGACGAAGAGUCGGACAAGAAUGAGAGCGCUUGGGAGAGCGAGUGGGAAGGUUUCAGUGACGCCGACGAGGAGACCUUGAGGUCCAAGAGGCCGGAGCGGAAGACUCCUGCCCAGCGGAAUAAGAUUAACCGGAGGAAGGAGGCAGAGCGGAAGGCUAGGCAUGAGGCGAAGAUGAAGGAGAAGGACCGCCAAGCACGGCGCAUCAAGGAACUAGCCAAGACGGUUGAGGAGAAGGAGAAGGCUCGGGCCGCCGCUCGCGAAUCGGCCGCUGUGGUUAGAGACGAUACUUCAUCCGAAGAGGGACAGGAAGUGCUUCGGAAACGACGCUUCGGAAAACACCCGAUCCCAGAACCCACGCUGGAGGUGGUUCUGGCCGACGAACUUCAGGAUUCUCUCCGGCGCCUCAAACCGGAAGGCAAUCUUCUGAAAGACCGGUUCCGAAGCAUGAUAGUUAGAGGCAGGGUAGAAUCGCGCAAGCAGAUUGCGCAAGGCAAGAAGCCAAAGACAACGCUUACGGAAAAGUGGUCUUACAAGGAUUGGAGGCUUUAAUAAAUUAUUGGGCUUCUCUCUUGAACUCGGCCUUGCUUAGUGCGGGCCGAGAUACAUCAUAGACGGGCGACACCGCUCAGGUUUGGAGAUGAAAGGUCUCAAUCUUCUUUUAUCCUCAAUAUUGAGGGGUCGUUCUACACGGAAUUCAACGCCCAACUCAAGACAGACGAUUAGUGAGGCCGAGGCGCACAUCGCCUGUGGUCUUGAUAUAGGUAUUCGAG
This is a messenger RNA of Lindgomyces ingoldianus, 1516 nucleotides long. RefSeq names its product P60-like protein. NCBI's taxonomy places the organism in Eukaryota, Fungi, Ascomycota, Dothideomycetes, Pleosporales, Lindgomycetaceae. Gene Ontology annotation, biological process: rRNA processing; ribosomal large subunit assembly. Gene Ontology annotation, cellular component: nucleolus. The record is from RefSeq and is a predicted model, not a curated record. The coding region runs from base 18 to 1295 and encodes 425 amino acids. Gene Ontology annotation, molecular function: 5S rRNA binding. The transcript has 3 exons.